AUGCUACGACAAUUUAGCACAGGCCUGCCAUCAAAGGCCCGGGCCUCGUGCUCGCGAGUCCUGGGUCAAGCUUCCAAGUUCUCGUUGGCGCGGAGGCCUAUGUCCACGGUCGAGGUGAAGGGUAUUGAGAAGGAUCCUACAGAACUUGACCGAGUCACAACACUUCCCAAUGGCCUGCGAGUUGCUUCAGAAGCUCUCCCCGGAUCCUUUGCCGGCGUGGGUGUUUAUAUCGAGGGCGGAUCUCGGUUCGAAAACAACUCCCUUCGUGGCGUCUCCCACAUUAUGGACCGUCUUGCUUUCAAGUCGACGUCGAAGCGCUCCGCGGACGAUAUGCUCGAACAGGUCGAAGCUUUAGGUGGAAACAUCCAGUGUGCCUCGUCGCGAGAGAGCAUGAUGUACCAAGCCGCUACCUUCAAUAACGCCGUUUCCCCGACUAUUAAACUCCUCGCUGAGACGAUCCGCGAUCCUCAGAUUACCGAUUUGGAAGUUGCGGAACAGAUCGAGACAGCACGAUAUGAGAUUCGAGAGAUCUGGAGCAAGCCGGAGCUCAUCCUGCCCGAAUUGGUGCACACUGCUGCAUUUAAGGAUAACACACUUGGAAACCCGUUGCUGUGCCCGGAGGAGAGAUUGGGCGCUAUUGACAGAAACACCGUUCUGGCGUACCGGGAUCUCUUCUACCGACCUGAGAGAAUGGUUGUGGCAUACGCUGGAGUCGAGCACAACGAGGCAGUUCGGUUAACAGAAGAGUUCUUCGGUGAUAUGAAGAAGGGCGGACAGCGAGUCCAAGAAACGACUGGGUCCGAGACAAGCGAAAGCGAACUAUCAGACAGCGAAGCCAGCGCAUCUUCAGCCUCCUCAUCACCACAGUCAUCUUCUGGCCUGCUCUCACGAUUCUUCAAGACAUCCUCCCCCGCUUCUCAGAACCUCGAAAACCUCCCCACUCAAAGCGAUAUCGCGCUGCCUUCAAAGUAUACCGGUGGCUUCCUCUCACUCCCCGCUCAACCACCUAAUCUAAGCGGCCAACCUACUUUCACACAUAUCCACCUCGCUUUCGAGGGCCUCCCAGUUGCCUCUGACGACAUUUACGCCCUUGCUACACUUCAAACCCUUCUUGGCGGUGGUGGCUCUUUCUCCGCUGGUGGACCUGGCAAGGGCAUGUACUCUCGUCUGUACACCAACGUUCUGAACCAGCACGGCUGGGUCGAGUCAUGCAUGGCCUUUAACCACUCUUACACUGAUUCCGGCCUUUUCGGUAUCUCAGCAAGCUGUCUCCCCGGCCGUACCGCCUCCAUGCUCGACGUUAUGUGCCAGGAGCUCCGCGCCCUGACACUAACAACAGGCUUCUCCCGCCUUCAACCGGCCGAAGUCGCCCGCGCAAAGAACCAACUACGAUCCAGUCUCCUCAUGAACCUCGAGAGCCGCAUGGUCGAGCUCGAGGAUCUCGGCCGAUCUAUCCAAGUCCACGGCCGCAAGAUUCCCGUCCGGGAUAUGUGCCGCCGCAUUGAGAACCUAACAGUAGAAGACCUCCGUCGCGUUGCUACCAAGAUUGUUGGCGGUAUGGUGAGGAACCCUGGCGGUGGCAGCGGUGCGCCUACUGUGGUGCUACAGGAAGCUCAGGCGUAUGGCGUGAGCAGCCAUACCAUGAGCUGGGAUCAGAUUCAAGAUCGUAUCGACAGCUGGAAGCUCGGCAGCUCGUCGUAG
Messenger RNA from Fusarium sp. VM40, 1701 nucleotides. NCBI's taxonomy places the organism in Eukaryota, Fungi, Ascomycota, Sordariomycetes, Hypocreales, Nectriaceae. The record is from the annotation of a GenBank genome assembly.